AUGGAUUCUGGCUUCGCUCCGCCCCCAGACACCUACCGACGCGUCGACUGCAUCUUUCACAAUAAAUUAGGGCAAAGUCAGCAUACAUGGUAUGCGAGGGCGGGUGACAACUGGGCAUGCAAUCACAUGCUAUCAUCGUCGACUGGAAGAGCCGAACGCAAGCCUAUUUAUUAUGAAAAAUUGGUACUGAAUGAUGGGACACCCGAAAAAUGGAAGGACAGCUGA
Messenger RNA from Protopolystoma xenopodis, 225 nucleotides. The record is from the annotation of a GenBank genome assembly. NCBI's taxonomy places the organism in Eukaryota, Metazoa, Platyhelminthes, Monogenea, Polystomatidea, Polystomatidae.